Molecule: messenger RNA, 1481 nt
Organism: Amaranthus tricolor (Joseph's coat)
Lineage: Eukaryota; Viridiplantae; Streptophyta; Magnoliopsida; Caryophyllales; Amaranthaceae
Exons: 6
Coding region: 192-1112 (306 amino acids)
Source: RefSeq, a predicted model, not a curated record
CGAGUCGAAUUUGAGUCGGACCAUAAUUAUACUGUGCUUCCCCAUUCACGCUAAUCGCACGUAUCCCUGCGAAAAUCAACUCGAAAAUAUCAUUUCUUUCUUUCUCGUCAACUCUAAAAAAUUCCAGAAAUUCAACACUCCAUUGUUCACAUCCAUAAUCAAAACCCCAAAUCCACAUUGUAGCCAUAGAAAUGGACUUCUGGAGCAAAGCCAAAAGCUUUGCAGAAGAAGCUGCAAAGAGAUCUCAAGAACUAACCAAAGAAGCUGCUAAGAGAUCUCAAGAACUUACCAAAGAAGCUGCAAAACGUUCCCAAGAACUCACUUCUACAAUCGGUGGUAGUUCUCGGAUUGCCGACAUUGUGUCUGAGACUGCUAAACGAUCCAAGGAGUUAGCUGCUGAAGCUUCUAAUCAAAUAAAAGCUGAAGCAUUGAAACGCGCUGAUCAGAUCAAGUCUCUUUCUCUCCUUGAUUCUUCUAAUUUGUCUGUUGUUCAGAAGGACGAAGUUUCGGUUGAUGAGCUUCAGAGAUUUGGAAUUACUGAUGAAUUGAGGGAAUUUGUUAAGGAGAUUACUAUGAGUACUUUUCAGGAUUUUCCACUUCCGGAUGAUGCUCCAAUGUCUGAUGUUCCUACAGUCUCAAAUGUGCGGCAGGAUCUUACAGAGUGGCAGGCAAGACAUGCAAUUCUUGUGCUGUCAACAGUAAAGGAAAUCUCUAAGCUACGAUAUGAGUUGUGCCCUCGCAUCAUGAAAGAAAGGAAGUUUUGGAGAAUUUAUUUUAUGCUUGUGAAUAGCCACAUAGCUCCGUUCGAGACAAGAUACAAUGAGGAGGCAAAGUUAAAGGCUGCAGAAGAGGAGAAAGCUAAAGCAGAAAAGGAAAAGGAAGCUGCUAAAAGUGUUUCUGUGUCUAAGCCAGAUGGUGCAGAAUCAACUCGGCCACUCAAGACAGCAACGUCAUCUGCUGAACAAGAUCUGGAUGUCUUUCUUCUGGGUGACCUUGGAGACAGUGAUGAAGGACCAGAAGAUGGUGAUGAUGGUGACGAUGCCUUUGAUGAUGACUUUGACAAGAUUGGUGAUAGUUCGGAUGAUGAACAUGCCAAAGAUUCCAAAAAGUGAGGCAUACUUGGCAAUGGGACUAAAAAGAUUUGAGAAAGGUGUAUUCCUUUCUUGGCAAAGAUGACUACUUGGAUCAGCAACAAAGAACUCCAAAGUGUCAGAAGCUAAACUUCCUGCAAAAAUCUUCUUUUUCUUGCGUUCGAUAUACAUAACAUUCUUAGGUAAAAAUUUUUUCCGUUAAUAGAAGUAUUUGUGCUUUUUGCUCUAUUUUCCAGAAGAUCGGGUUGGCAUGUGCUACAGUCUUCUUGUAUAGGAAUUAAUUGUUCAUUGUUAGUCUUGGGUUGAGCACUUGAGCUCCAACACUGGUGUGUUAUGUUACUUAAGUUUUUCCUCCUUUCAAUCAAUAUUAGUAGGUCUAUUUCUUGCCAA